Molecule: messenger RNA, 2641 nt
Organism: Trichogramma pretiosum
Lineage: Eukaryota; Metazoa; Arthropoda; Insecta; Hymenoptera; Trichogrammatidae
Product: flavin-containing monooxygenase FMO GS-OX-like 4
Exons: 4
Coding region: 471-1775 (434 amino acids)
Molecular function (GO): flavin adenine dinucleotide binding; NADP binding; N,N-dimethylaniline monooxygenase activity
Source: RefSeq, a predicted model, not a curated record
UUCGGUUAUGAGCCACAGUUCGACAUCGCUACUGGAAGCUUCAACUUGAUCAAGCGAGAGCCGCGAAAGAGACGGAGAUUAUCUCUGCAGUUAUAUAGUACAGACGCGGAAAAGUUUUAUACACGCACAUACAGCAGCACGACGAGUCGUCAUAAUCGUAAUCGAGUCGCAUUUUUCGUUCGCGGAUCAGCUGCCAGACUUUUCUUUUUCGAUUGCAUAGCGAGCGACGUCUGCUCGUCUCUUCGAGAAAAUCUCUCAUUCACGUUUUUGCGGAACUACGAGUGCGUUGGCAAUAGAUAGCUGUUGCAGUAAGACGAGCUGAAACUCGACUUUUCUCGAUAAAUCGGCAACUAUCGGCAAAUAUCGGAAGAAAAUCUAAAUUUGCCUGUCAUUUCCACUGCGAAUCGCAACGAGGAAAUUUAUAAAUAGAAAUCAGUGAAAUUCGAAAGAAAAUAAAAAAUCCGAAAAAAAUGCCAAGCGGAAAAAUGCGCGUAGCCGUGAUCGGGGGUGGAGUCGCGGGCCUCGUAGUGGCUCGUCACGUCGUCGCCCGACCGGAGCUUUACGACGUGUGCCUGUUCGAGCAGACGGACAAGAUCGGCGGCACCUGGGUCUACACCGACGAGACCGAGCUCGAUCGCAACGGCCUUCCCGUGCACAGCAGCAUGUACAAAAAUCUCAGAACGAACUUGCCGAAGGAAAUAAUGCAGAUACCGGAUUUUCCAUUCGCCGAGAAGAAAGGCCCGUCCUUCGUUCACCACAGCGUCAUACGCCAGUACCUCGAGGAUUACGCUCAGCACUUUAAACUCUAUCCUCAUGUAAAACUCAACCACUUGAUCGAGCACGUGGAACCGGAGAAGCUCGCCAACGGCCAAGUUAUCUGGCAGGUGAGCUACCUCGACCUGGCGACGCGCAUCCGCGAGCGUCGUACCUUCGACGCGGUCUUCCUCUGCAACGGCCACUACACCGUCGGAAACGUGCCCGAGAUCGAGGGCAUCGAGAGCUUCCCGGGCAGCAAGAUCCACAGCCAUCAGUACCGCCAGCCCGAGCAGUACGCCGGCAAGUCGGUCUGCAUCCUGGGCGCCUCGUGGUCCGGCAUCGACAUCUGCCUCGAGGUGCACAAGCACGCCCGACGCGUCUACAUCUCGCACAAUCUCGCCCAGGAGCUCGACGUCAAGAUCGCCUCGAACGUCGACGAGAGGCCGGGUAUCGAGCGAUGCGACGGCUCGACCUUCUACUUCCGGGACGGAUCGAGCGCCCAAGUGGACGUGCUGAUCUACUGCACGGGCUAUCACUUCACCUAUCCGUUCCUGUCGGACAAGGUGAGGCUGAGCACCGAGGACAAUCACGUGGAGCCGAUCUACAAGCACCUCGUGCACAUGGACUGGCCGAGCCUCUUCUUCAUGGGUCUGCCGGCCAUCGUCAUACCCUUCCCGAUGUUCCACGUGCAGGCGCAGUUCCUGCUGGCGGUGCUGGAGGGCCGAGCCCGGCUGCCUCCGCGCGAGCUCAUGUACCAGGAGUACGAGGCCGAGAAGCAGAGUCUGCUCAAGGAGGGUGUCGCGCUGAGGCACAUCAACAAGAUGUGCAAACGCCAGUGGGCCUACUACGACGAGAUUGCCAAGGCCGCCGGCUGUCCGGCCUUCAAGCCGGUCGUGCGCAAGAUCUACGAGCACUGCAACAAGAUGCGCGACAUGGACUUCACCACCUACAAGAACUACAUGUACAGAAUCGUCGACGACGAGAACUUCGAGGUGGCUCCCUGUAAGGGUCUUUGUUAGGGUCUACGCCCCCAACAUCGAGAGAGAGAGAGAGCUAAAAAUCUGCAUAAUAUUACACGUUACUUUUAAGCAUUUAUCUAUAAGUACUUGUAAAUGAUAGUUAAUAUUCCUCGCCAUUGAAAUGCAUUUAAUUUUUUUUUUGUAUAUUGUAUAUUUCAACUUUUGUACUCUCGAGUCUUGCAUCAAUAACACAUCAAUUAUUUGUAAUGAUAUUAUUAAUAUUUUCCUCAAUAAAAAUGAGCUCGAUCGCAGAAAACGUACGCGCCGCAUUGAAUAUAAGCUUUGUAAAAUUUUUUUAUCGCGUUGACCCACAAAAAUACGAACGGGAGACGAAAAUCGUAAAUGUGCAGUGCGCGCAAUCGUCCGAGAUAAUAUAACUAGCCGAUCGAGCCGCUAUCAAAAAUUAUUAAUUUACAUGAGAAAAAAAGCCUCGAUUCAAUUUUUUAUUAAACAUAAUAGUUGAUGUCUGCUGAUCGACUUUACUUGUUCUACAAUUGAUAAAAAAAACAACCGUACGAUGUAUGUACAAACGACUAAUUCAUUUCGUGUCUACCAAGUUUUCAGUCCUUACAAAUGUUUGUUUAUUAAUUUUAAAUAAAUUUUAUAACCACAGAUUAUUAUAGUUUAACCAAUUUGAAGGAUAGUGCGUUAAUUCAUCUUGUUCAUGUACGUAGUUUUUCAAUACAAUGUACUGCCACUUCAAUCUUGACUAUUACAAGUUUCGUAGGUAUUUUCUGAUGAUACGUAAAUUAUUUUUAAUCAGUCAAACGUAUCCACCUACAAAAUUCUGUAAGAACUAAAUAUAAUAUAAAUAAAUCGACUGUAUUCAUUUUUCAGAGGAUAUCAAAGUUAGUGUAAUUUGAAAA